Messenger RNA from Propithecus coquereli (Coquerel's sifaka), 2669 nucleotides. RefSeq names its product elastin (gene ELN). Lineage: Eukaryota; Metazoa; Chordata; Mammalia; Primates; Indriidae. Bases 85 to 2334 code for a protein of 749 amino acids. The transcript has 35 exons. The record is from RefSeq and is a predicted model, not a curated record. Gene Ontology annotation, molecular function: extracellular matrix structural constituent.
CCUUCCCUCCAGCCGACCAGGCAGCAAUUACGCUUUGGGGAUAAAACGAGGCGCGGAGAGCGGGCUGGGGCAUUUCUCCCCGAGAUGGCGGGUCUGACGGCGGCGGCCCCGCGGCCCGGAGUCCUGCUGCUCCUGCUGUCCGUCCUCCACUCCUCUCGGCCCGGAGGGGUCCCAGGGGCUGUUCCUGGCGCAGUUCCCGGAGGAGUCUUUUACCCAGGGGCUGGUCUUGGAGGCCUGGGACUAGGAGCUCUGGGUGCUGCAGGCAAACCAGCAAAGCCAGGUGUUGGAGGGCUCGCAGGUGCUGGCCUUGGGGCAGGUCUUGGCGCCUUCCCGGGGGCCCUGGUGCCUGGCGGAGCGGCCGCCGCUGCUGCAGCCUAUAAAGCUGCUGCCAAGGCUGGUGCAGUGGUUCCUCAGCCUGGAGCUGGAGUAGGAGUCGGAGCCGGAGCGAAGCCUGGGAAAGUGCCGGGUGUGGGGCUUCCAGGUGUAUACCCAGGUGGAGUGCUCCCAGGAGCUCGGUUUCCAGGUGUGGGGGUGCUCCCCGGGGUCCCCACUGGAGCGGGAGUGAAGCCCAAAGCCCCAGGUGUAGGCGGAGCUUUUGCCGGAAUCCCAGGGGUUGGGCCCUUUGGGGGCCAGCAGCCUGGAGUCCCCCUGGGCUACCCCAUCAAGGCCCCCAAGCUGCCAGGUGGCUAUGGACUGCCCUACACCACUGGGAAACUGCCCUACGGCUACGGGCCCGGAGGAGUGGCGGGUGCAGGGGCCAAGGCUGGCUACCCAACAGGGACAGGGGUUGGCGCCCAGGCUGCAGCAGCAGCAGCUAAAGCAGCAGCAAAGCUUGGCGCUGGAGUCCUCCCUGGUGUCGCAGGGGCCGGCAUUCCUGGUGUGCCCGGUGCAGUUCCUGGGAUUGGAGGCAUCGCAGGGGUUGGGGCUCCAGCUGCAGCUGCAGCCGCGAAGGCAGCCGCUAAGGCAGCCAAGUACGGAGCUCCUGGAGGCUUAGGAGUCCCAGGAGUUGGUGUCCCAGGAGUUGGCGUCCCAGGAGUUGGUGUCCCAGGAGUUGGCGUCCCAGGAGUUGGGGUCCCAGGAGUUGGGGUCCCAGGAGUUGGCGUCCCAGGAGUUGGGGUCCCAGGUGUUGGGGUCCCAGGAGUUGGGGUUCCAGGAGUUGGGGCUGUGUCACCAGCUGCAGCUGCUAAAGCUGCCGCCAAAGCAGCCAAAUAUGGAGCCAGAGUGGGAGUCGGAGUUGGAGGCAUUCCCACUUUCGGGGUUGGCCCUGGGGGCAUUCCCGGCUUUGGUGUCGUACCCGGAGUUGGAGGAAUCCCCGGAGUCGCUGGUGUCCCUGGAGUUGGCCUUUCCCCUGAAGCCCAGGCCGCGGCUGCCGCCAAAGCUGCCAAGUAUGGUGCUGUGGGAGCUGGAGCCCUGGGAGGGCUGGUGCCAGGUGUACCAGGAGCUGCAGUCCCAGGUGUACCAGGUGCUGAAGGAGUCCCAGGAGUAGGGACCCCAGCAGCUGCAGCUGCCAAAGCUGCCGCCAAGGCUGCGCAGUUUGGGUUAGGCCCCGGUGUUGGCGUGGUUCCUGGAGUGGUCCCCGGUGUCGGCGUGGUUCCUGGAGUGGUCCCCGGUGUCGGUGUGGUCCCUGGAGUGGUCCCUGGUGUCGGUGUGGCCCCCGGCGUUGGCAUUGGCCCUGGGAUUGCAGGAGUAGGGACCCCAGCUGCAGCCAAAUCCGCUGCUAAGUUGGCCGCCAAAGCCCAGCUCCGGGCCGCAGCUGGGCUUGGCGCUGGCGUUCCCGGACUUGGAGUUGGCGCUGGCGUUCCCGGACUUGGAGUUGGCGCUGGCGUUCCCGGACUUGGAGUUGGCGUUGGUGUUCCUGGCUUUGGGGCGGGUGUAGUACCUGGAGCCCUGGCCGCAGCUAAAGCAGCCAAAUAUGGAGCAGGAGUCCCCGGGGCCCUUGGUGGAGUAGGUGUCCCAGGUGUCGUGGCAGGAGUUGGACCUGCUGCUGCUGCUGCUGCUGCCAAAGCCGCUGCCAAAGCUGCCCAGUAUGGCCUGGGGGGAGUCGGUGGUCUCGGAGUCGGGGGACUUGGUGCUGUCCCAGGUGCUAUCCCAGGUGUUGUCCCAGGUGUUGGGGCCCUUGGAGGUGUGUCCCCAGCUGCAGCUGCUAAAGCAGCCAAAUACGGUGCUGCUGGCCUCGGAGGUGUCCUAGGAGCCGGCAGGCAGUUCCCAAUCGGAGGAGUGGCAGCAAGACCUGGCUUCGGAUUGUCUCCCAUUUUCCCAGGUGGCGGCGCCGGGGGCCUGGGUGUCGCUGGUGUGCCCUGCCUGGGGAAAUCCUGUGGCCGGAAGAGAAAGUGAGCUUCCCAGGACCCCUGACUCGCGACCUCAUCAACUUUGGUGCUACUGCUUGGUGGAGAAUGUAAACCCUUUGUCACCCCACCCCAUGGCCCCCCAGUCCCCACCCCAGGAGGGAACGGGCAGGCCCGGCGGCCGUGGAAAUCCACAGGACAAGGAAACAAGAGAGCGGAGGCCCAGGGCCCCGACCAGAAGGCCCCCUACUUCAGAGGCGCGGGGUGGGCCUGGCCCUCUGCCCCCUCCCUGUCCCACCCAGGCGCUCCCCCACACACACACAGCCUCCAUCUCCAGGGGAAUUGGUGCUACAUGCCGGUGCUCCCAUCCUCCCGGGGGAAGGA